Messenger RNA from Magnusiomyces paraingens, 1911 nucleotides. RefSeq lists its product as uncharacterized. The record is from RefSeq and is a predicted model, not a curated record. The transcript has a single exon. The coding region runs from base 1 to 1911 and encodes 636 amino acids. Lineage: Eukaryota; Fungi; Ascomycota; Dipodascomycetes; Dipodascales; Dipodascaceae. Gene Ontology annotation, cellular component: mitochondrion; peroxisome. Gene Ontology annotation, biological process: carnitine metabolic process. Gene Ontology annotation, molecular function: carnitine O-acetyltransferase activity.
AUGCUUAGAUCUGCUCAAUCCUCCAGACUGGCUGUAUCUUCCUUCCUCAGAAAAACCCUCCCAAUGACUCUUAGACAAAACCACACCGCCUCUGCCCUCCCCAAGGGUUAUGUUGAGGAUAUCUCAAAGGGCCCUAUGCUCCGCUACCAGGAAUCCCUUCCUAAACUCCCAGUCCCCACCCUCGAAGAGACUGCUGCUAAAUACCUUCGCUCUGUCGUCCCCCUUACCACCCCAGACGAGUACGCUCGCACUGAGGCCGCCGUCAAGGACUUUAUUAAGCCAGGCGGUGCCGGUCAGGCCCUCCAGAAGAAGCUUGAGGCCAAGGCUGCUGACCCUAAUGUCAAGAAUUGGCUUUACGAAUGGUGGAAUGAUGCCGCUUACCUCACCUACAGAGACCCCGUCGUCCCCUACGUCUCUUACUUUUACUCCCACAAGGACGAUAAGCUGCGCAAGAACCCAGCCACCCGUGCUGCCGCCAUCACUACUGCAGCUCUUUCCUUCAAGGCCCAGGUCGACUCCAAGACCCUCGAACCUGAGUACAUGAAGAAGCUCCCCCUCUGCAUGGAUUCAUACAAGUUCAUGUUUAACAACUGCCGUAUCCCCGUCCCUGGCCGUGAUGAUAACCUUACCUACAACCCAGCCCUUUACAAGCACAUUCUCGUCAUUCGCAAGAAUAGAUUCUUCAAGGUUCUCCAUGAGGUCAAUGGCAAGCAACUCUCCACUGCAGAGCUUGAGGAACAGUUCAACCAGAUCUUUAAGGCUACUGAGGGCCAGCCCAAGGGUACCCCCAUUGGUGCCCUUACCUCUGAAAACCGUGAUAAGUGGGCCACCUUCAGAGACUACCUUAUCAGCGCUGACCCCGUCCGCAACAAGGCCUCCCUCGAGGCUAUCGAGUCUGCUUCCUUUGUUGUUGCUCUCGAUGACGCUGCCCCCCUUACCCGUGAGGAGCGUGCUCACCAGUACUGGCACGGUGACGGCCAAAACAGAUGGUUCGACAAGCCCCUCCAGUUCAUUGUUUGCGACAAUGGUGUCUCUGGCUUCAUUGGUGAGCACUCCAUGAUGGAUGGUACCCCCACCCACCGUCUCAAUGACUACGUUAAUGACGUUAUCUUCAACAACAAGGUUGACCACGGUGCCCCUGCUUCCCAGAACCGUACUGACCUCCCUGCCCCUGAGGAAGUCAUCUUUACUAUCAACACUGAAGUCAAGGACUCGGUUGCCACCGCUGUUGCUGACUUUGAGAACGUCAUUGGCCAGCACGAGCUUGCCGUUUUUGCCUACAAGGGCUACGGUAAGGGCCUCAUCAAGAAGUUCAAGUCUUCCCCCGAUGCCUUUGUCCAGAUGCUCAUCCAGCUCGGUUACUACAAGGCCUUUGGUGUCUGCAGACCUACCUACGAGUCUGCCGCCACCCGCCGCUUCCAGCUCGGCCGUACCGAGACCUGCCGCUCUGUCUCUGUUGAAUCUCUCAACUUUGUCAAGACCUUUGAGGACGCCAAUGCCACCGCUGCUGAAAAGAUUGCUGCUGCCCGUGCUGCCUUUAAUGCCCACGUUAAGUACAUUAGCGAUGCUUCUGCUGGAAAGGGUGUCGACCGUCACCUCUUUGGUCUCCAGUCUCUUUUGGAGCCUGGUGCUGAGGUUCCUGCCAUCUUCAAGGACCCUACCUUCUCUUACUCCAAGUCUUGGUACCUCUCUACCUCCCAGCUUUCUUCCGAGUUCUUCAAUGGCUACGGAUGGUCUCAGGUCAUUGAUGCCGGCUUUGGUCUUGCUUACAUGAUUAACGAGAACUCUAUCCAGGUCAAUGUUGUUUCUAAGAAGCUUGGUGUCGAGCGUCUUAGAUUCUGCCUUGAGGAGGCUGCCGAUGAGCUCCGUGAGGUCUUCAGCACUGAGCUUGAGUCUAAGCCUAAGCUUUAA